This is a messenger RNA of Penicillium vulpinum, 1020 nucleotides long. Its product is annotated as Zinc finger GRF-type. Gene Ontology annotation, molecular function: zinc ion binding. The record is from RefSeq and is a predicted model, not a curated record. The transcript is spliced from 2 exons. Bases 1 to 1020 code for a protein of 339 amino acids. NCBI's taxonomy places the organism in Eukaryota, Fungi, Ascomycota, Eurotiomycetes, Eurotiales, Aspergillaceae.
AUGUCGUCCCCUCAGAAAUACCCAGGCUCGCCAGGGAAUACAGCACCUCUGCGCCGUGGCCUCUUCAGAGAUGGCCUCUGGUGUUGUAACUGCCCAGACCGCCCAGUUGCCGCCCGUCGUCAAACUAAGAAGCAGGGAGCAAACUUCGGGAAAUGGUUUUGGACCUGCGCGCAACCUUCACAUCUCAAAUGCAGCUUCUUCCUGUGGGCAGAUGAGGCUACAAUGCGUGAGCAAGCAGCCGUUCUUGCCAACUCUCGAUCCGAGCUCGACCCUAUCUCGCCCACCCCACCAAGGCAUACCCCAGGACGUAUGAACAACGGCUUACUCACUCCACAAACUGAGCGCAGAUACAUCAAUACUCCCCAGCGCAACUUCAAGUCGCCUCCUAAGACAGCCAAGGCUAGAAUGAUCUCAGAAGCGUCGGAUGAUUUUGGCUGGGAUGACGACUCAGAUGGCAAUGAGGAGCUUGUAAAGGCACUAUCUUCCAGCCAGACUGAGAGCUUCAUCUCACAGCCCAACUUCCACCCCGAAUCCCCGUUCAAGACCCCCCGCACCUCCACAGUGACCUCACCCGGCAAACACAAACUGGCAGAAGCCACAAAUGAUAAUCCUUUCCACAGCCAGUAUACACCCGCGACGCCUUUCUCCGCCCGCUCCUCUCGCACCGAUAUAUUCCCCCCCUCGUCUGUGGAAUUAUGCAUGACACCCACGCCUAGCAAAUACAGCAAUGUACUUUGCGCAGACUCGAAGUUUGACACCUCGGAUCUUGCAAAGAGUCUACUCGAUAUUCUGGAAAAGCAUAGUGUUGUUUUGCCAAACAAAGCACAGGAUGAAAUUGUUUCGCUGCUUAACCGGCAGGACUUGAAGACGCAGGGGAUUAUUCGGGGGCGGGAUAUGACGCGGCUGGCGUUAAAGAAGAAAGAUGACGAUAUUAAGAAGCUGCAAGACCGUAUCUCAAACCUGGAAGCUCAGGAGGAACUGGAUCGCUCUCUUAUUGAAGGGAUGAAGCCCUAUUACUGA